Sphaerulina musiva SO2202 is the source of this 1385-nucleotide messenger RNA. Its product is annotated as translation initiation factor 3, RNA-binding subunit. Gene Ontology annotation, molecular function: translation initiation factor activity; RNA binding. The record is from RefSeq and is a predicted model, not a curated record. The transcript has 2 exons. Gene Ontology annotation, cellular component: cytoplasm; eukaryotic translation initiation factor 3 complex. Bases 17 to 904 code for a protein of 295 amino acids. NCBI's taxonomy places the organism in Eukaryota, Fungi, Ascomycota, Dothideomycetes, Mycosphaerellales, Mycosphaerellaceae.
CUUCGGUACAAGCAUCAUGGCAGCCGCAGUAGCAAACCCGCCCCGAGGCACUGACUGGGCAGACGAUGGCGACGACGCGCCAGAUCUCAGCAACGCGAUUCCCGCGCCACAAAUCACCAAAAACAAGGAUGGCACUGAGACGGUGGUGACCAUCUUUAUCAACGAAGACGGCAAGAAGGUCAAACGCACACAACGCAUUCGCCGUAGCGUCGUGAAGAAACGAGAGAAUCCACGAGUUGCAGAACGUCGAGCAUGGGACAAGAUGGGGAUUGAGGCUGGCCGCGCGCCAGGACCGCAUCCAGACACCACCACACUCGGAGAGAACAUCAUCUUUAGGCCGCAGGUGGGCUUCAAGUCAGGUGGCGCCCAGGAGAAGGCACCAGAGGAGGACAAGAAGGCGGAGGCACUGAAGAAGAUGCAGAUCAAGUGCCGUAUCUGCUCGGGAGAUCAUUUCACAACAAAGUGUCCUUUCAAGGACACCAUGGCGCCCACAGGCGAGGAUGCUGCUCCAGUCGACAUGGAUGCCAUCGCGGGCGAAGAUAAGGGCGGUCUGGGAGCUGGCGGAAGUAGCUAUGUUCCACCUCACAUGCGAAAAGGCGCUGCUGGUGGUGGUGGAGGAGAGAGAAUGGGUGGCAAAUUCGAACGAGACGAUCUUGCAACCCUGCGUGUUACAAACGUGUCCGAAUUUGCAGAAGAAGGCGACUUGCGCGAAAUGUUCGAGCGCUACGGCCGUGUUACUAGAGUAUUCUUGGCAAAAGAUCGGGAGACAGGCAGAGCAAAGGGUUUUGCUUUCGUCAGUUACGCCGAUCGGUCAGAUGCUGCACGUGCUUGCGAGAAGAUGGAUGGCUUUGGUUACGGGCAUCUCAUCCUGCGUGUCGAGUUCGCGAAGAAAGCCACUACUUAAGAGAUAUAGAGAGGCUGAUGUACUCGUGAUUCAUGACAGGGAAGUACUUCGUAGUACAUCAGCGCGUCACUGAAGGCAUAUAGAUAAAAUGCACGAUCUCAUGCUCUUUCAGCCCGUCAUUGACGCGGUGUUCACAUGACUAGGUCCAUGCUUCCGCUCAGAUUUGGCCAUGAGGGCUGUGGCCUUUACAGCAGCUUUGUCGCUACAUACCCACUCGACUGGAGUCACUGGUCCUGCAUCCGGGGCUAUACUUCGACUCUCACGUCUGUAGCACGGACCGGACAAGAGUGGGAACACCGCUCGUUCAGCAAGCUAGAAUCUGGGCCAACCCAUCGAGCGGGCACGGCGGUCCCUUGAUGUCAGACUUCUCGGGUUUGACUUACCUCCUAGCAUCAACUGUGAGUUGUGAUUCUCUCUGGAUCGAUUCCGAGUCCAAGUCGAAGAAAAGUAGGAUCUACACAUGGAGGUAUCAGCAUUUACC